Molecule: messenger RNA, 1165 nt
Organism: Cladocopium goreaui
Lineage: Eukaryota; Dinophyceae; Suessiales; Symbiodiniaceae
Source: the annotation of a GenBank genome assembly
GUUUGGAGUUGGCAUCUCGUGGGACAAGGGGCAGUUCGCAGUGGAUGUUGACCUACAAGCGGUGAUUGUGGAUCAGAAAGGAGUCAUCAUCGAUGCAGUGUAUUACAAUAACAUGAAGGCCUUGAGGUGCAUAACCCACUCCGGUGAUGAGCAAACUGGUGAGAGAUCUGGUCUGGAUGAAACUGUCUGGAUAACGAUGCAACGAAUUCCAGAGCAGGUGAAGAUUUUUCUGUUCGUCGUCGCAGCCCAUAAUCGUGGUCACUUGCGAGACGUUUCAAAUGGUGUCAUCCAUGUGCUGGAAGACACACAGCAAAACGUGGUGGCGACCUAUCGAAUGGAGCAGAGUCCCAAAGAGGUCGAUGCAGUCCUCAUGAUGGUGAAGUCGGAUCAAGGAGAUUGGAAUCUGCGAGUCCUGGACUCCCCCGCUCAAGAAGGUAGACAUUUCAUGGACAUCUUGGAGCCCACCAUUGGAAAUUUUAUACGGGAGGUGAUUCCUGGUGCACCAAAACGGCAGAAGGUGGCUUUUGCUAUGGAAAAAGGCGCAGUGGUUGAUUUGCCGCAAGCGUCCAGUCUUGGCAACGUGACCGCUGGCUUGGGCUGGGAUGUGGCCAAAGGCAUGGGCACCGAUGUAGACCUUGAUGUCUCCGUGGUGUUCUUCGGAAAAGACCCGAAUCCUUUGGGAGCAGUAUUCUUCGGGAAUCAGGAGCAAUGGGGUGUGAAGCACAGUGGUGACAAUCUCACAGGAGAAGGGAGUGGCGAUGAUGAAGUGAUCAAUGUCGAUUUGUCGCUGAUUCCGGAACAUGUGGAGCAGAUGUUUUUCUGCGUGAACAUCUACACUCCGAAGGUGACUUUUGAUCAGGUUUCGAAUGCCUAUUGUCGAAUGUGCAGUCAGGAUGGUUCAGAGCUGGCCCGUUACGUUCUUCGAGAGGCACGUGGAGAGACUGGCUUGCUGAUUGCUCGCCUCUUCCGCGAGCCCGGCAGCCGCUGGGGCUUCCAGGCCAUUGGCACAUUCUGCCGCGGAAAGACGUGGAAAGAUUCUGUGGGAGAAAUGAGACCUUUGGUCCAGCAAUCAGCACGACAGAUCCAGAUGAUCACCAUGGCGUCAACUGCAGAUCUGGGACAUUCUGCUGCAGCAGGCAGCCGUGACCAGCCCAUCAUGGCCACU